AUGUCGAGGAAAGCUAGUAAGAGGGUGAGUUUCAGUCCUGAUGUGAACGAGAAGCCGAUUCUGUAUCUGAAACAGAGUGGUGGCAAUGGCACCAAAGUAGGUGGAAGCAGGAACAGGGUCACUGGAAUUUGGGCUUUCAGGCUGCUCAAAGAUACAACAGAACUCCCUGCACCCAUCAAAUUACUACGCACACUCAGGGCUAAGGUGGCCAGAGCUGUGUGUAUUAUAUCUGCAAGAAGUAGGACUUCAAGGAAGGUGUCUUCCUCCAACCACUUGACAAGGUCACGCUCUGUAUCUGAUCCCAUCGAGUCUCAUCGAGCCGAAGCUUUAGAGGACUGCAUCGAGUUCUUGAACUCUGCUGCUUCUUUGCAGAGGAGCAAUUCUGUUACUUCAAAUUCUUGUUAA
Molecule: messenger RNA, 405 nt
Organism: Prunus armeniaca (apricot)
Lineage: Eukaryota; Viridiplantae; Streptophyta; Magnoliopsida; Rosales; Rosaceae
Source: the annotation of a GenBank genome assembly